Hirsutella rhossiliensis is the source of this 996-nucleotide messenger RNA. RefSeq lists its product as uncharacterized. The record is from RefSeq and is a predicted model, not a curated record. NCBI's taxonomy places the organism in Eukaryota, Fungi, Ascomycota, Sordariomycetes, Hypocreales, Ophiocordycipitaceae. The transcript has a single exon. Gene Ontology annotation, molecular function: structural constituent of ribosome. Gene Ontology annotation, biological process: translation. Gene Ontology annotation, cellular component: mitochondrial large ribosomal subunit. Bases 1 to 996 code for a protein of 331 amino acids.
AUGGCACAGAGAUUGGCGGUCCCCGCGAGGACUUGUCUUCGACAUCUGACCUCGGAGCGCGCGACUCGCAGAAUCUCAUGGGGCAUCGCCAGCUGGCAGCACUUCUCAACGACUCUACCAGGGAAAGCCACGACCUCAAAGUCCAUUGCCGGCGGUGGUCAGUUGUCCGCCGACUUCACCCCGCCGACUAAGCCCCCAAGCGCACGCCCCGUCGAGACGAGGAAAAGCCAGCUGAUUAGAACCUACACAUCGUUGCUGCGGACCAGCCCCGUCAUUCUUCUUUUCCAACACAGCAAUCUGACGGCUACGGAGUGGGCUGCGGUGCGAAGAGAGCUCAAGAGGGCCGUUGCCGCUGUGCCGGCGUCGAGUCCGGCGCCCGGCGCCGAUCCAUUGGACCUUGCGACGAGGAUACAGCUUCAAGUUUUGAGAACAAACAUGUUUGACGUCGCCUUGAAGAUUGUGGAAUUCUAUAGCCCCGAGACGGCGGGAGCCCUUGCAUCCACCCCACGAACGGCGAGGGGACCGCUCGUGCACGAUCUGUCGCAGGCUGCGUACGAUGCAGUCCGCAGGACCAACACACCGCCCGAGUCUAGCUACACGCAGCUUGAACCGCUCAUGGUCGGACCUCUGGCGGCACUUAUGCUUCCUGCUGUUUCGCCCGCACACCUGGCCGCAGCCUUGAGCGUGUUGGCUCCGGUGCCGGGCAAAUUCCCGCCGCCGACGCGGAAGAAGUGUCCAGGGUACCACGACGCGACAUGCCAAAACGGACUGGCGAAGAUUGUGCUUGUUGGAGGGCGAAUCGAAGGCAGGGCAUUUGAUCAAAGCGGCAUCAACUGGGUCGGCGGCAUCCAGGGAGGCCUGGAUGGACUCCGCGGCCAGCUUGUGGGCAUCCUCCAAGGGGCCGGCCUAGGCCUCACGACGGCAUUGGAGGGUGGUGGGCGGAAUAUCUGGCUUGCCUUGGAGGGGAGGAAAACCCAGUUGGAGGAGGCCAAGUAA